Messenger RNA from Brachypodium distachyon (stiff brome), 3569 nucleotides. Its product is annotated as aminopeptidase M1-C. Gene Ontology annotation, biological process: peptide catabolic process; proteolysis. NCBI's taxonomy places the organism in Eukaryota, Viridiplantae, Streptophyta, Magnoliopsida, Poales, Poaceae. Gene Ontology annotation, molecular function: metalloaminopeptidase activity; zinc ion binding; peptide binding. The record is from RefSeq and is a predicted model, not a curated record. The transcript is spliced from 20 exons. Gene Ontology annotation, cellular component: cytoplasm. The coding region runs from base 204 to 2966 and encodes 920 amino acids.
CCCUCUCCCCGUCGCACACAGCUGCAGAGCCCCCCUCGGCUCGCUCAGUCAACUCACCCGCGGGUCCUCCGGCUCCGCUACAUAUACAACGCGCCUCUUUACAGGCCGCCCGUGCCCCAUUCCAACCCCACUUCACUCGUCUGUCACUCGGAAGGGAAGAGGCGUCCCCGCGCGGGCAGCAGCUAGCUAGCUCUCGCGACAACAUGGCUCGGCCACGCGCCGGCGCCGGGCUGCUCGUGGCUCUCCUCGCAUUCGUCGUCGCCGCUGCUGCCGCCGCCGGCGGCGGCGGACGGAAGAUGGCCUCCCACGGCGAGGGCACGGAUCUCAAAGCAUCUCCCGGCGCGCCGGCGCCGGCGGGCGGCUCGGCUGCCCAGUUCCGCGGCCAGGCGCGGCUCCCGCGCUUCGCCACGCCGCGCCGCUACGAGCUCCGCCUUCGCCCAGACCUCGUCGCUUGCACCUUCACCGGCUCAGUGGCCAUCGCCGUUGUCGUCUCCGCGCCCACCCGCUUCCUCGUGCUCAACGCCGCCGACCUCUCCGUCAACCGCGCCUCCAUCCGCUUCCAGAGUUUGGCGCCCACGGAGGUGGUGUUCUUCAAGGACGACGAUGUAUUGGUGUUCGGGUUCAGCAAGCAGCUGCCGCUUGGCGAGGGCGUGCUCCAGAUGGACUACAACGGAACUCUCAACGAUCAGAUGAGAGGCUUCUAUAGGAGUAAGUACCAGUAUAAGGGGAAGGAGAGAAACAUGGCGGUGACACAGUUUGAAUCUGUGGAUGCACGGCGAUGCUUUCCCUGUUGGGACGAGCCUGCAUUCAAGGCUAAGUUCAAGUUGACAGUUGAAGUUCCAUCUGACUUGGUAGCACUGUCCAACAUGCCUGUAGCUAACUCAACAUUUGCUGGUCCUAUCAAGACAGUUAGUUUCCGGGAAUCACCACUUAUGUCAACUUAUUUACUGGCCGUAGUCGUUGGUUUGUUUGAUUAUGUAGAGGGUAUGACAUCAAAAGGCACGAGAGUUCGUGUGUACACUCAGAUUGGUAAGAGUAACCAAGGGAAGUUUGCACUAGAUGUUGCAGUGAAAUCGUUGGAUCUAUAUAAAGAUUACUUUGACACUGCUUACCCACUUCCCAAGUUGGAUAUGAUUGCCAUCCCUGAUUUCUCUGCUGGAGCCAUGGAGAACUAUGGAUUGGUCACUUACCGGGAAGUAGCUUUGCUUUUUGACGACAAGUCUUCGUCAGAAUCCAGCAAACAAAAUAUCGCAAUUACUGUGGCACAUGAAUUGGCUCAUCAAUGGUUUGGCAAUCUUGUAACCAUGGAAUGGUGGACUCACUUGUGGCUGAAUGAGGGAUUUGCUACAUGGAUGAGCCAUCUGGCAGUAGAUUCCUUUUUUCCACAAUGGAACAUUUGGACGCAGUUUCUCGAUGGCACAACCACUGCUCUCAAAUUGGACGCGUUAUCAGAGUCUCAUCCUAUUGAGGUUGAAAUACACCAUGCCAGUGAAGUCGAUCAGAUUUUUGAUGCCAUUAGCUACGAGAAGGGUGCUUCUGUUAUUCGCAUGCUACAAAGUUACCUUGGUGCAGAGCGUUUUCAGAAAGCGUUGGCUUCAUAUAUGAAGAAAUUUGCAUACUCAAAUGCUAAAACCGAGGACCUGUGGGCUGUUCUUGAAAAGGAAACUGGCGAACCUGUCAAGGAUUUGAUGACUACAUGGACAAAGCAGAAAGGGUAUCCUGUUAUUAAUGCAAAAAUUAAAGGGAAUGACAUGGAAAUUGAGCAGGCCCAGUUUUUGUCAGAUGGAUCCUCUGGCCCUGGCACGUGGAUUGUCCCCAUAACUUCAGGCUGUGGUUAUGAUACACAGAAAAAGUUCUUAUUGAAACUUAAACGUGAUAAGAUGGUCAUUCCUUCACAAUGUAGUGACCGUAAGAAGGGUGGCAACUUUUGGACUAAGUUGAAUAUAAAUGGGACUGGAUUUUAUAGGGUUAAAUAUGAUGACGAACUAGCAGCUGCACUUCUAAAUGCAUUGGAGGCCAAGAAGCUUUCAUUAAUGGAUAGAAUUGGAGUCGUGGACGACUCACAUGCGCUUUCUAUGGCCCGCCAGCAAACAAUGGCGUCAUUGCUACGUUUACUGUAUGCUUAUCGUGGGGAAACUGAUUACAGUGUUCUUUCACACGUCAACUCUGUAACUGUAAGUGUUGCCAGAAUAUCAGUUGAUGCUACUCCUAGCUUGGCUGGUGACAUCAAACAACUUUUGAUCAAGAUUCUUCUGCCAACUGCUGAAAAGUUAGGCUGGGACCCCAAGAAAGGUGAGAGCCACCUGGAUGCAAUGCUUAGACCACUGCUUUUGACUGCCCUUGUCCAACUUGGACAUGGCAAGACCAUUAAUGAAGGAAUUAGGCGCUUUAACAUCUUCUUACGUGAUCGCAAUACUCCCCUUCUUCCUCCGGAUACCAGAAAGACUGCAUACCUCUCUGUAAUGCAGAAUGUUAGUAGCUCAAACAGAUCUGGUUAUGAUGCUCUUCGAAAAGUCUACAGGGAGUCAGCUGAAGGGGAGGAAAGGUUAAAUGUCUUAGGCAUAUUACCUUCUUGCAGGGAUAAGGGUAUCGUCCUUGAGUCACUGAAUUUUAUUUUCACUGAUGAGGUCCGCAAUCAAGAUGCAUAUAUUCUCCUCAGAGGUGUUCAAAUAGAGGCACGUGAAAUUGCAUGGAACUGGUUAAAGGAAAACUGGGAGCGUAUCUCAAAGAUAUUCUCAACAAGCUCACUAUUGGGGGAUUUUGUCAAAACUGUUGUUCCAUUGUUCACCUCCAAUGAGAAGGCAGCAGAAAUCUCCAAGUUCUUUGCAACCCGCACAAAGCCAGGAUUCGAGAGGACGCUGAAGCAGAGCCUCGAGAACAUACGGAUCGGGGCGAGAUGGAUCGAGGGCAUCAGGAGUGAGCCCAAGCUUGCACAGACGGUGCGUGAGCUCCUGGGAAAGCCCUGACGUGCUGCUGCUGCUGCUAGAGUGCUAUGUUGGCGAUGACGCACCUUUACAGUGUAACCUGGAGGCUGUUUGGCGGUGGUACAUUUGGUGGUUGGCAAUAACAGGCAUUGGUGCAUUGUCAUUCCUCAAAAAUGCCCCUCGCCAUGAUCCUUGAGGUGAGAAUUGGGAGCCAUCUGGUGCCAUCAUUUAGCCGAAAUACUGUUAUGAAGGCUUGAAUCUCUAGGAUCUAAACAGCACACCUGGUCUUGGACCACCGGACUAUGCCCAUGAGACAUGAUUUAGGUCUCAGUCUUAUCGGGACACUACAGCAUGCAGCCAGUUUGUUAACUUAGCUCCUUCUUUUAAAUGGUCAUUGGAUAAGCCUCGUGUAAUUCAUCAAUGCACAUUGUGUUUCACAACAUAUUGACGGUCUCCAGUUCGUGCCAAUCUCCCAAGACAAGGAUUGUGGUUUGUGUAUGGUGUUGAUCUCAAAGAGAAACUGACUAUGUUAGGAACACUGACUAUAUAUUUGUGCAUUAUCAGAGGAUUGUAUAGCUACUGAGGACGCCCCUAAUGUCUCAGUGUAAAAGUUGUGCACUCUUCUACUAGCAAUUCUUUACUCUC